Molecule: messenger RNA, 650 nt
Organism: Aspergillus ibericus CBS 121593
Lineage: Eukaryota; Fungi; Ascomycota; Eurotiomycetes; Eurotiales; Aspergillaceae
Exons: 1
Coding region: 80-454 (124 amino acids)
Source: RefSeq, a predicted model, not a curated record
AUCUCAUCCCACUCAUCUGUUGAUCCUCCAUAACCAUUCACUUCCACCUUCAAACCAAACAAUCCGUUCUAUCUUCACAAUGAAGUCCAUCUCUGCCAUCCUCGUCUCCCUCCUGGCGACCUCGGUUGCUGCUGGUCCUGUCGUCACCACGGUGACCAUCGCCCUGGCCAAUGACCAGACGGGCGCCCAAGGCAGUGCGGCCAUCCCGGCCGACGGUAGCGAGCAGAGCAUCCAGAACCUCUACGGCAACACCGGAGUGGGCACUAGCGGGGUGGUCAAGGCCUCGUCGGCGCAGUUGACCAACUUCCAGCAGACGACCAACUGCGUGAUCAAGAAAUACGGCUCGGUUCUGGCCACCCUGACGGCGCAGAGAACCUAUGCGGACUUGGACGGCAACCCGAAUGCGGCGCAGCCCGUGGAUCUGAGUGGUGCGGUCGUCAGGUGCACUGUUUGAUAGAGUGCUCGGUAGAUAUUAUGGAGAUGGGGUUAAGGUCUAUAGUCAUGUUGGUGAAGGGUUGGAUGUUAAUGAUGGACGUGAUGUAAUUAUUUCGGGACUACAAUGUUGACUUGCUUGAUAUGAUGACAGAGCAUCCGUAGCCCUCAGCUCGCCUAAUGAGCCCCAUAGGGCCUUCAGGACAAGGGUCUAUUGG